AUGGACGUCCUUCCUGUCCCCGUCCCCGUCGCCUUCCGGGAACCAUCCGCCAAGGCAGAGCUCAGCUUCCCACCGAGCCCGGCUACCACAGUUAGGGAGGGUUUGUCUUACAGCGUCGACGGCAGAUCAGAGCAUUCGGCCUCAGGAGGUCUACUCGACGAGCCCAGCGUUGAGGGCUCUCGCAGCUAUCCCCUGCCUCCCAAAUCAAGAACCAACAAGGUCCUGGCCGAGGAUCUCAAGACACCAGACAGCCAUGUCACCCGAGACCCUCGACUAAUACGCCUGACCGGAAUCCACCCAUUCAACGUCGAGGCCCCUUUGGGCGAAUUGUACGACGAAGGCUUCAUCACCACCAAGGACCUGCACUAUGUUCGGAACCACGGAGCCGUACCCAAAGUCGAGGACGAGGACAUGUUUGACUGGGAAUUUACUAUCGAGGGCCUCGUCGAGAACCCCAUCAAGAUGACACUGAGAGAUCUCAUCUCAGACUACGAACAAAUCACUUACCCGGUCACCCUGGUUUGUGCUGGCAACCGCCGAAAGGAGCAGAAUAUGGUCCGCAAAUCAAAAGGCUUCUCAUGGGGCGCCGCCGGCUUGUCAACAGCCCUCUGGACCGGUGUGUCGAUCGGCGACCUCCUUGCCCGGGCAAUGCCCAAGAGAGGGGCAAAGUACGUGUGCUUCGAGGGUGCCGAUAAGCUUCCCAACGGUUAUUACGGAACGAGUAUCAAGCUCAACUGGUGCAUGGACCCAAACCGCGGAGUGACAGUAUGCUACCGCAUGAACGGUGAGCUGCUGCACCCUGAUCACGGAAAGCCUGUGCGCAUCAUCAUCCCUGGCCAGAUUGGUGGCAGGAGUGUCAAGUGGCUCAAGAAGAUCAUCGUCACCAAGGAGCCCAGUGACAACUGGUACCACAUUUACGACAACCGAGUGCUUCCUACUACAGUCUCCCCAGACGCCAGUGCAGACCUGCCGGAGGUGUGGAAGGACGAGCGAUACGCCAUCUACGACCUCAACACAAACAGCGCCACCUGCUACCCCGCUCAUGACGAGGUUGUCCCCUUGGCCGAUGGGCCAGAGACUUACAGAGUCCGCGGGUACGCCUACGGCGGCGGCGGCAGGAGAAUCACAAGAGUGGAAAUCACCCUUGACCGAGGCAAGACGUGGCUCCUUGCCAAUAUUGACUACCCCGAAGACACGUAUCGACUAGCCCCCGAGGGCGAGACCCUCUACGGCGGCAGGGUUGAUAUGGACUGGAGGGAGACUAGCUUCUGCUGGUGCUUCUGGAAUCUGGACAUCCCCAUCGCUCAGCUCGCCGACACAGCAGACGUCAUGGUCCGCGCCAUGGACGAGAGCAUGAUGGUGCAGCCUAGAGACAUGUACUGGAGUGUACUGGGCAUGAUGAACAAUCCGUGGUUCAGGGUGGUCAUCCACAAGGAGGGACACAGCCUACGCUUUGAGCACCCUACUCAACCGGCUCUCAUGGCUGGCGGGUGGAUGGAGCGCGUCAAAAAGGCAGGAGGUAACCUCUCCAAUGGCUUCUGGGGCGAGAAAAUCGAGGGAGAAGCCGAAAGUGCCGUCGAGCCGGAAGAAAUCAAGGAGAUCUGCAUGACGAAGGACACCAUCAAGCGCAGCAUUGCCAUUGAUGAGCUUCGGCAGCACAACGGCGAGGAGGAGCCGUGGUUCGUCGUCGAUGGCGAGGUUUACAAUGGCACCCCCUUCCUUGACGGUCAUCCGGGAGGCGCGGCCUCCAUCUUCGGCGCCGCCGGCCAGGACGUGUCGGAAGAAUUCUUGACCAUCCACAGCGAGAACGCUAAGAAGAUGAUGCCCGACUACCACAUCGGCACACUAGACGAGGCCGGCCGGAGGAUGCUUGCCGAAGGCGAGAUUGUGCCAGAGGAUGACGACAAGACUGCGCGGUCAGUCUUCUUGCAGACCAAAAACUGGACCAAGGGCAUCCUUUCGGAAAAGAAGAAGGUCUCGUCCGACUCCAAGAUCUUCACAUUUACGCUCGAGCACCCGGACCAGAUGGUCGGCCUGCCAGUCGGCCAGCACCUGAUGAUGCGGUUGCGCGACCCCGUCACCCGCGAGGCCAUCAUCCGCGCCUACACGCCCAUCUCGGAGGGCACCGACAAGGGCAAGCUUCACGUGCUCGUCAAGAUCUACUACGACACACCGGACCGCAAGGGCGGCAAGAUGACGCAGGCGCUCGACUCCAUCCCCGUCGGCCACUUUGUCGACUUCAAGGGCCCCGUCGGCAAAUUCGAGUACCUCGGCAACGGGCUCUGCUCUAUUGCCGGCAGGCCGCAGCGUGCCGUCAAGCGCUUCAUCAUGAUCUGCGCGGGCUCGGGCAUCACGCCCAUCUUCCAGGUCCUGAGGGCCGUCAUGAAGGACGCCGCCGACCCGACGAGGUGCCUCGUGCUCGACGGCAACCGCGUCGAGGAGGACAUACUCUGCCGGGAGGAGCUCGACGCCAUGGCCGCCGCCAAUCCGGGCAGGUGCCGGCUGCUCUACUCGCUCACGAAGCCCGAUGCGUCGUGGACGGGUCUCAGGGGUCGGAUGGACGGCCAGUUCUUUGGGAAGGAGGUGGGCGCGUGCCGCAACGAGGCGGGUGGCGAUGAGCUCGUCCUCGUGUGCGGACCCGAGGCGUUCGAGGCAUGCGUGCGCACCACCCUCACCGGUCUCGGCUGGAAGGAGGACGACUUGGUGUUCUUCUAA
This is a messenger RNA of Colletotrichum spaethianum, 2715 nucleotides long. Its product is annotated as nitrate reductase [NADPH]. Gene Ontology annotation, biological process: nitrate assimilation; nitric oxide biosynthetic process. NCBI's taxonomy places the organism in Eukaryota, Fungi, Ascomycota, Sordariomycetes, Glomerellales, Glomerellaceae. Gene Ontology annotation, molecular function: molybdenum ion binding; molybdopterin cofactor binding; heme binding. Bases 1 to 2715 code for a protein of 904 amino acids. The transcript has 2 exons. The record is from RefSeq and is a predicted model, not a curated record.